Messenger RNA from Ogataea philodendri, 1410 nucleotides. RefSeq lists its product as uncharacterized. Lineage: Eukaryota; Fungi; Ascomycota; Pichiomycetes; Pichiales; Pichiaceae. The transcript has a single exon. Gene Ontology annotation, molecular function: cobalt ion binding; serine binding; glycine hydroxymethyltransferase activity. Gene Ontology annotation, biological process: L-serine catabolic process; tetrahydrofolate interconversion; folic acid metabolic process. The record is from RefSeq and is a predicted model, not a curated record. The coding region runs from base 1 to 1410 and encodes 469 amino acids. Gene Ontology annotation, cellular component: cytoplasm.
AUGUCGUACGCCCUUUCAAACUCCCACAGACAACUCGUCGAAGGCCAUUUGAAAGACAUCGACCCUGAGGUCGCCUCCAUCAUCCAGGAUGAGAUCGAAAGACAGAGACACUCGAUUGUUCUGAUUGCUUCUGAGAACUUCACCUCUACUGCUGUGUUUGAUGCCUUGGGAUCUCCAAUGUGCAACAAGUACUCCGAGGGUUACCCUGGUGCCAGAUACUACGGUGGUAACGAGCACAUCGACAGAAUGGAGCUGCUCUGUCAGGCCAGAGCUUUGAAAGCUUUCAACCUUGAUGCAGACAAAUGGGGUGUGAAUGUUCAAUCUCUUUCUGGAUCUCCAGCCAACUUGCAAGUUUACCAGGCCAUCAUGAAGCCUCAUGAGAGAUUGAUGGGACUGGAUCUUCCUCACGGAGGCCAUCUUUCCCAUGGUUACCAAACAGACACCAGAAAGAUUUCUGCAGUUUCCACCUAUUUCGAGACCAUGCCAUACAGAGUGAACCUUGAGACCGGAAUCAUCGACUACGAUAUGCUGGAAAAGACCGCCGUUUUGUACAGACCAAAGGUUUUGGUUGCUGGUACUUCUGCUUACUGCAGAUUGAUCGAUUACAAGAGAAUGAGACAGAUCGCAGACAAGGUUGGUGCCUAUCUUGUUGUUGACAUGGCUCACAUCUCCGGUUUGAUAGCAGCAGGCGUGAUUCCAUCUCCAUUCGAGUACGCCGAUAUUGUCACCACCACCACCCACAAGUCCUUGAGAGGUCCACGUGGUGCUAUGAUUUUCUUCAGAAAGGGUGUUAGAUCCGUGAAUCCAAAGACCGGAAAGGAGAUCUACUACGAUCUUGAGAACCCUAUCAACUUCUCUGUGUUCCCAGGUCACCAGGGUGGUCCUCACAACCACACGAUUUCUGCCUUGGCCACUGCUUUGAAACAAGCUGCUACCCCAGAGUACAGAGAGUACCAGGAGCAAGUGUUGAAGAACGCCAAGGCUUUAGAGACAGAGUUCAAGAAACUCGGCUACAAGCUUGUUUCUGACGGUACCGACUCGCACAUGGUGUUGGUCAACCUCAGAGACAAGGGAAUCGAUGGUGCUCGUAUUGAAGCUGUUUGCGAGCAGAUCAAUAUUGCAUUGAACAAGAACUCCAUUCCAGGUGACAAGUCUGCUCUUGUUCCAGGAGGUGUUAGAAUUGGAGCUCCUGCAAUGACCACCAGAGGUCUUUCUGAGCAGGACUUUGUCAAGGUUGUUGAUUACAUUGACAGAGCCAUCAAGAUCGCCAAGGAGGUCCAGACCAGUUUGCCAAUCGAGGCCAACAAAUUGAAGGACUUCAAGGCCAAGAUCGUCACCAAGCUGCCAGAGGUCACUGCUCUCAAGCAGGAGAUCUCCGACUGGGCUGGCCAAUUCCCAUUGUCUGUUUAA